AGAGAAGUGUUCAUCAUUUAGCCCGCGGGUGUCCCAUAAUCAUAAACGCUCUUUUCCUUAGUCUUAACGAACAUACAUGUUCAAAUGAUUAGUCCCUCCAGACUAUAAAAGCUACUUCAAAGACAACCAAAUUCACCAGAAGAGGAUCCACUGAUUCUGUAGUGAGACGCGCUCGGGUCACUAUUUAGUGAUACCUAAAAUAUAAUUUUGAUAGUUAUUUCGUUUAUGUUUUAUUAAUAAAAAUUAUUAAUCAUGAAGUUUAAGCUGGUGGUGCUGCAACUUCUUCUAUUCUCAACAUCCGUGAUUGUUGCUAAAUCAAUCAAUAAAAGAGAAGCUCCUUUGUCAGAGUACGGGCUGCCGCCACCACCCUUACCAUCAUAUGGAUCUCCAGCUCCUUCGUAUGGACCUCCAGCGCCUUCGUAUGGACCUCCAGCCCCUUCGUAUGGACCUCCAACGCCUUCGUAUGGACCUCCAGCCCCUUCGUAUGGACCUCCAGCUCCUUCGUAUGGACCUCCAGCCCCUUCAUAUGGACCUCCAGCCCCUUCGCAUGGACUUCCAGCUCCUUCAUAUGGACCCCCAUCAUCGGAUCAUAAUACUGGGUACAAUUAUCCUGCACCUUCGAUACCUAGUGGUGAAUGGAAGAAAAAACUGACAUGGAAAGAAGAAUGGAAACAAGUGUGGAAAAAUGAAAAAAAAUUAGAGUGGAAGCAGGAAUGGAAAAAAGUUCAAGUACCUGCGUGGAAAGAAAUUCAAGUUCCAGCAUGGAAAGAGAUUAAAGUUGAACAGUGGAAAAAAGUUCAGACACCUGUGUGGGAAAAAAUACAAACUCCAGCUUGGAAAGAAAUUCAGGUUCCUGAGUGGAAAAAAAUAUGGAAGCCUGUCUGGAAUACUGUUCAAGUGCCAGUGUGGAAAGAAGUUCAGGUGCCGGAGUGGAAGCAUAUUUGGAUUCCUGAGUGGGUUGAAACUGAACAUAGCAAUCCUCAUCAAGGCUAUGAACCAACAGCUCCAAGUUAUGGUCCUCCAGCACAAAGUUACGGUGUUCCAUCACAAAGUUAUGGCCCUCCUGCUCCAAGUUACGGACCUCCUACUCAAGAUUCUGGAGAUGGUUAUCAUUACGAUGCUCCUACUCCAUUACCUCCGAGCAAAAAAAUGAUCUGGAAAUCAGUUUGGAAAAAGAUUUGGAAAACUGAGAAAAAACAAGUUUGGGAAUCGAAGAAAAAAAUGGAGUGGAAAGCUGAGUGGAAAAAAGUUUGGAAAACUGAAAAAAAGCAAAUUUGGCAAACUGACAAAAAACUUGUAUGGAAAAGCCAGGAUGUUAAAGUCUGGGUACCGUCUAAAAAACAGGUAUGGAUACCCCAAAAAGUGAAGGUUUGGAAAGAUGAGUGGAAGAGUAAGAAAAUACCUGUAUGGAAGAAUGUGCAGGUGCCAACAUGGAAGAAAGUCUGGAAACCAGUGUGGGAGAAAGUUUGGGUACCAGCAGAUUUGCAUCACCAUCAAGACGAAUAUCCCGGAUAUCACUGAUGAGAUUAAUUUUAUUUAAUAUUUUAAAAAUGUAAUCAAAAAGGAGAAAAAAUUUUUUUUCCUUCCAGAGUAUUAUUGUCGG
Messenger RNA from Cotesia glomerata, 1603 nucleotides. RefSeq names its product extensin-like. The transcript is spliced from 3 exons. NCBI's taxonomy places the organism in Eukaryota, Metazoa, Arthropoda, Insecta, Hymenoptera, Braconidae. Bases 253 to 1521 code for a protein of 422 amino acids. The record is from RefSeq and is a predicted model, not a curated record.